AUGGCUCUGGUACAAGACAGAGUGGUUGUAAUUACUGGCGCGUCUCGAGGAAUCGGUCGAUCCUGUGCUCAAGAGUUCGCAAAACAUGGAGCUACCGGAUUCUUGCUGCAUUACUAUGGUGAUGCAGCUACUGAAGCCGAGAUCCAAUCCUUGAAGCAAGAACUUAUCGAUGGGGGCAGCAACCGCAAAGUUGAAGUAGUUCCUGGAGACAUUGCGGAUCCAGAGACUUCCAGUAAAAUUGUUUCCAAGGCUGUUGAUGCCUUCGGAAGGAUCGAUGUACUUGUCUCUAAUGCAGGCAUUUGUCCGUUCGCGGAGUUUUUGACGAUGCCACACGCUACUUGGGAACGAACGAGACAAGUCAAUUUGGAUGGCUCCUUCUAUGUCACGCAAGCCGUUGCAAAUCAGAUGAAGGUACAGAACCCUCAAGGAGGCGCGAUCAUUGGUGUUUCUUCUAUUUCUGCUCUAGUAGGCGGAGAAUUCCAAGUUCAUUACACUCCUACGAAAGCCGGUAUCCUUUCUUUGAUGCAGAGUUGUGCGGUCGCUCUAGGGAAAUACGGAAUCCGGGCGAACGCCGUUCUUCCAGGGACUAUCGCGACAGAUAUCAACAAAGAAGACCUCUCUGACACAGUCAAGAGAGACGGCAUGAUUAAGAGGACGUGUCUAGGUCGACUUGGACAGCCUGAUGAUAUCGCUGGACCUGUUGUUUUCCUUGCUAGCGAUCUUGCUAAAUACAUUACUGGAAGCUCGUUGUUGGUUGAUGGUGGUCUUUUCGUGAACCUGCAAUGA
Messenger RNA from Lentinula edodes (shiitake mushroom), 786 nucleotides. RefSeq lists its product as uncharacterized. Gene Ontology annotation, molecular function: oxidoreductase activity, acting on the CH-OH group of donors, NAD or NADP as acceptor. The record is from RefSeq and is a predicted model, not a curated record. Lineage: Eukaryota; Fungi; Basidiomycota; Agaricomycetes; Agaricales; Omphalotaceae. The transcript is spliced from 10 exons. The coding region runs from base 1 to 786 and encodes 261 amino acids.